Pollicipes pollicipes is the source of this 1411-nucleotide messenger RNA. RefSeq names its product receptor-type tyrosine-protein phosphatase F. The record is from RefSeq and is a predicted model, not a curated record. Gene Ontology annotation, molecular function: protein binding. NCBI's taxonomy places the organism in Eukaryota, Metazoa, Arthropoda, Thecostraca, Pollicipedomorpha, Pollicipedidae. Gene Ontology annotation, biological process: homophilic cell-cell adhesion; synapse assembly. The transcript is spliced from 7 exons. Gene Ontology annotation, cellular component: synapse. Bases 194 to 1411 code for a protein of 405 amino acids.
GGUGGGUGCGGGAGGAGGCGCGGCGGCAGCUCGCGCGCGCGGCUCACGCGUGGACCUCUGGCUCCGGCGUGGACCUCCAGAACAGCCGCUCGGCUGCGGGUGAUGUGAGCUGCGUGGCCGUGCGUGGCAGCGGGCGGGGCUGAGACUUGCUGUUCGCGUCUAUAUCCGACGCACUCUGCGCUCGCAAUUCACGAUGCUGAAGACCGUCGCCGUUGCGCUGUCGGCGGCGGCCCUCUGCGGAGUCCUCUGCUCAGCCGGGGGCAACACGAAGACAGUGCUGGCGGGCUCGAACCUGACGCUCUCGUGUCCGCGUCAUUCGGAGGCGGUCGGCCGAGCGACGGUGACCUGGCGGUGUCGCGGCUGUGGCGGCGGCGGCGGCGGCGGCGGCGGCGGCCGGGGCGCGCAGGAGCCGCUGACGGUGGCCCGCUACGGCCCGGACGGCACCAUCAGCCGCUCCGAGGAGCGCGCCCGGCUCGUGCUGCCCACGUUCCAGCUGCAGAUCUACCCAGUCCGCGCCGCCGACGCCGGCGUCUAUGAGUGCACCGUCAACGAUGCGCCUGCCACGCAGGCCGUCACCGUGGUCGUCGAAGACGUGCCGCCGGCGCCGCAGCGGCCCCUCGUGGUGGGGUUCACCUCGCGCUCGGCGGAGCUCUCCUGGGCGCCCCGCUACUCGGAGACGGACACGCCGCCGCUCAGCUAUGUCCUGCAGAAGAGGGUAUUUGAUCCGCUGGGUCCUUGGGACCAGACGCAUGAGCUGGAGAUUCCAGCCAUCACCACCAUGUUCAACGUCACCGACCUGCUGCCGUUCACCGCCUACAGCUUCCGAGUGUUCUCCGUCAACAGGGUGGGCAGGAGCGAGCCCAGCGAGCCCUCAUACCCCAUGGUCACGCACCGAGAACAUCCCAGUGGCAAGCCCACGGUCAUCCAGACCCUGAGCCCGGGGCCCGACGCCAUAGAGGUGGUCUGGAGGCCGCCCGAUGCCUCCACCAUGAACGGCGAGUUCAUCGGUCACGUGAUCUCGUACCGACCACGUGACCGGCCGACUGCCGAAUGGAGCAAGAUCGACCUGUCGGGCAACGCUAACGAAACGACGAGUUACGUAAUCGAAGGCCUGACGCCGUACACAGAGUAUCUGAUCCGAAUCCGGGUGAAGAACAUGGUCGGACUCGGACCUUACACGGUCGUCCGAGAGACAACGGAGGAAGGCGUGCCGGGCCGGCCGGGGCAGCUGCGUCACCUCCUCGUCGGCGACACCUGGGCGCUGCUCUCCUGGCGACAGCCGGCCCGUCCCAACGGCGUCAUCGUCGGCUACUACCUCUACUUCGAGUUCGACCGCGCCAACCGCAGCAUCACCGACAACAGGAUCAUCCGUCAGGCGCUCCCCGACAUGACGUACAAUCUGACGGACUAG